GAGGAGUGGCCCCAUGAUAAACCCGCACAUUGUGGAGCUGCUCGCCGAGCUGACGGACGUGAUCAUGGGCAGCACUCUGGUUAAAUGCGCCGCCACCGACCUGGGCAUCCAGUGGGCCGGCUGGGCUCUGGCUGCCACUCUCAAGACCGAGAAGUUCUAUGAUUUAGCAGGCUCCGGCACAUUUAUACUACUUGCGCACCUGAGUCGUAUGUGGGGAGGAGCCAGUCACAUCCGUCAGAAGGUGCAGACCGGUUUGGUGACAGCGUGGGGGCUCAGGCUGGGGACAUUCCUCUUCAUGCGGAUCUUGAAGGACGGUCAUGAUCGCAGGUUCAACAAUGUCAGAGACAGCCCAGGGACUUUCUUUGUGUAUUGGACUAUUCAAGCCGUGUGGAUAUUUAUGACCCUCCUGCCAACCCUCAUGUUGAAUAGUGAGAGGCGAGAUGUGCCUUUGGGAACGAGGGACUACAUUGGCUGGUCUGUUUGGGGCCUCGGCUUCGCUGCUGAGGCUAUUGCUGACCAGCAGAAAUGGCUUUUCAAGCGUGACCCAGAAAACGCUGGGAAGUUCAUACAGAGUGGACUGUGGGCCUACAGCAGACAUCCAAACUAUUUUGGAGAGAUCCUGCAGUGGUCGGGUCUCUGGCUCUCAGCCUCAUCGGUGAUGGAGGGUCCACAGUACCUGAGCGUGGUGUCACCUCUGUUCGUCUGGUUCCUGCUGCGAUUCGUCAGCGGCAUCCCCAUCCUGGAGAAGCAGGCCAUGAAGAAGUGGGGAUCUGAGCCAGCCUUCCAAGAAUACAUCAAGAACACUCCUCUUCUCUGGCCAUGGCCUAAAUUUUGAUGUUACUUGUUUGUUAUAAUGCUUGAACAUGAAUUGCCUCAAAACUGAAGACGCUACACAUUUUCAAGUCGUUGAGUGUUCUGAGCAAAACUUUUUGAAAUGGGUUGCAAUGUACUUUUACUGUCACUUUAUCGUUAUUCUGUAAAAUUGUUUGACUUUUUCACACCAGAUCUUUAUACAUAAACUUUGUGUGGUGUCUCAUGAUUAA
Messenger RNA from Stegastes partitus (bicolor damselfish), 1043 nucleotides. RefSeq lists its product as uncharacterized. NCBI's taxonomy places the organism in Eukaryota, Metazoa, Chordata, Actinopteri, Pomacentridae. Bases 14 to 835 code for a protein of 273 amino acids. The transcript is spliced from 5 exons. The record is from RefSeq and is a predicted model, not a curated record. Gene Ontology annotation, cellular component: membrane.